UUUCCGGGCGAGUUCGGAUGGGUUCUGGGCUGAGUUCGGGUCCCCCGCACGGGUUCGGGUCCCCUCAGGCGGGCUUGGGUCCCCUCAGGGAGGUUCGGGACCCCUCAGAGAGGUUCGGCUUCCCUCAGGCGGGUUCGGAUCCCCUCAGGGAGGUUCGGAUCCCCUCAGGGAGGUUCGAAUCCCUUCAGGCGGGUUCGGGUCCCCUCAGGCGGGUUCGGGUCCCCUCAGGGAGGCUCGGAUCCCCUCAGGGAGGUUCGGAUCCCCUCAGGCGGGUUCGGAUCCCUUCAGGAGGGUUCGGGUCCCCUCAGGCGGGUUCGGGAACCCUCAGGGAGGCUCGGAUCCCCUCAGGCGGGUUCGGAUCCCCUCAGGGAGGUUCGGAUCCCUUCAGGGAGGUUCGGGACCCCUCAGGCGGGCUCGGAUCCCCUCAGGGGGGCUCGGCUUCCCUCGGGCGGGCUCGGGACCCCUCGUGCGGGACGCUCCCGGUUCGGGACGGUUCGGGUGUGUCCGGAGCGGUUCGGGUCCCCUCGGGCGGGUUCGGGUCUCUCCGCCGGGCCGGUCCCAGCCGUGUCACUCCGGGCGGUGCCCACCGGGGCGUGGCCAGGGUGUGACGUCAGGGGGUCCCGGGGA
This is a messenger RNA of Pseudopodoces humilis (Tibetan ground-tit), 627 nucleotides long. The record is from RefSeq and is a predicted model, not a curated record. Lineage: Eukaryota; Metazoa; Chordata; Aves; Passeriformes; Paridae.